This is a messenger RNA of Penaeus chinensis, 1216 nucleotides long. Its product is annotated as vegetative cell wall protein gp1-like. The annotation marks the transcript as partial. NCBI's taxonomy places the organism in Eukaryota, Metazoa, Arthropoda, Malacostraca, Decapoda, Penaeidae. The transcript has a single exon. The record is from RefSeq and is a predicted model, not a curated record.
CCUGCGCCGCCGGCACCUGCACCGCCGGCACCUGCACCGCCGGCACCUGCACCGCCGGCACCUGCACCGCCGGCACCUGCACCUGCACCGCCGGCACCGGCACCUGCACCGCCGGCACCUGCGCCGGCCACUCCACCGGCACCUGCACCGCCGGCACCUGCGCCGGCCACUCCACCGGCACCUGCACCGCCGGCACCUGCGCCGGCCACUCCACCGGCACCUGCACCGCCGGCACCUGCGCCGGCCACUCCACCGGCACCUGCACCGCCGGCACCUGCGCCGGCCACUCCACCGGCACCUGCACCGCCGGCACCUGCGCCGGCCACUCCACCGGCACCUGCACCGCCGGCACCUGCGCCGGCCACUCCACCGGCACCUGCACCGCCGGCACCUGCGCCGGCCACUCCACCGGCACCUGCACCGCCGGCACCUGCGCCGGCCACUCCACCGGCGCCUGCACCGCCGGCACCUGCGCCGGCCACUCCACCGGCGCCUGCACCUGCACCUGCGCCGGCCACUCCACCGGCGCCUGCACCUGCACCUGCGCCGGCCACUCCACCGGCGCCUGCACCUGCACCUGCGCCGGCCACUCCACCGGCGCCUGCACCUGCACCUGCGCCGGCCACUCCACCGGCGCCUGCACCUGCACCUGCGCCGGCCACUCCACCGGCGCCUGCACCUGCACCUGCGCCGGCCACUCCACCGGCGCCUGCACCUGCACCUGCGCCGGCCACUCCACCGGCUCCUGCGCCUGCACCUGCGCCGGCCACUCCACCGGCUCCGGCGCCUGCACCUGCGCCGGCCACUCCACCGGCUCCGGCGCCUGCACCUGCCACUCCACCGGCUCCGGCGCCUGCACCUGCCACUCCACCGGCUCCGGCGCCUGCACCUGCCACUCCACCGGCGCCUGCACCUGCCACUCCACCGGCGCCUGCACCUGCCACUCCACCGGCGCCUGCACCUGCCACUCCACCGGCGCCUGCACCUGCCACUCCACCGGCGCCUGCACCUGCCACUCCACCGGCGCCUGCACCUGCCACUCCACCGGCGCCUGUGCCGCCCGCCGUUCCACCUGCGUUAACCGUUACACUAUUAUCACAGUCUAUUAGCUGAUCAAAACAAGUUCCAGAGAGCGGCGAAAUGCUGAUGCACGCAUGGAAGUUCGUUAAACACGUUGCAGAGAUCCUCACAACACCAAAGAUUCUCCCGGUAUCCG